This is a messenger RNA of Monomorium pharaonis (pharaoh ant), 4843 nucleotides long. RefSeq lists its product as uncharacterized. Gene Ontology annotation, biological process: regulation of lipid biosynthetic process. The transcript is spliced from 2 exons. Gene Ontology annotation, cellular component: cytosol. The coding region runs from base 560 to 1249 and encodes 229 amino acids. Lineage: Eukaryota; Metazoa; Arthropoda; Insecta; Hymenoptera; Formicidae. The record is from RefSeq and is a predicted model, not a curated record.
GAUGUGAUGCGGCGCGCUGUGGUACGGCGAGGUGCGGCGUGCGGUGGUGCGGUAUCGCCGUCUUGUCACCGCUCGCUUGCGUGAUCGUGGCGAGGCGAGCGAGCCGGGAGCGUUUCCGUGUCCAUCGUUGUCCAUCUCAUUGACGCGUGAUAAGGAGGACUCUCGGCUCACACGGAGGUUCGGAGUUCGUCGGACCUGGCGCGCGCGUGAAUCUGUGCGAGAUCGGAUGAAAGAGAGUGAGAGAAGACCGAGUGGGAGGGGUGAGAGGUAGGCGCCGCCGCCGCCUGCAGUUCCUGCCAGUUCCGAUCCGGCGAUGCUCCGUAUAAGCGUGCUGCCCCGUCGUUCGCUCGGCAUCGCGCGGCGUUGAUCGUAAUAAACGGAAUCGUCUCCUCGUUCUCGCAUUUCUAGGAGCGUCCGUCUCCGUUCCAUCACACGCGAGAACACCGAAGUGACAUAGUCUAUCUCGUUGCUAUUGACUGCUUUCUCUCUCUCUCUUUCUCACCUCGCGGUGACAGCCAGGUGCGCGUGCACUCGCAAGACCACGGCCGACAUCGACAGGAUGAACUACGGGGACAUGACGAACGUCGAUCCUGCCAGGAGUUUACGAAGGAUCGCCCGGCACGACGAGCCGGAGUUCAGCAAUGCCAGCAUUCUGAACAGCAUGGAGAAAUUCGUGCGCACCGUGAGCGAGAUGGAGGACACCAUCCUGGUGCCUAGCCGCCUGCUGGACCUAUCCGUAGGUGAUGCAGGCGACACGAUCUGCAUGAAGGGCAAACGCGGCUGUACGGUGAAGGAUACCCUAGCCAACACCGAUCUGUACCGCCUCUACAACAUCAUCAAUCAGAUGAAGAUCGAGCUGCUAUGGUCGCAGGAACCGCAACCUACUGUGGCGGACGAUCAGACGCCGAUCAAAAGCCAUCCAGUCGGUAGUCCGUCCGCCGAGUUGGUGCACCAUCAUCCGAUGGCGUCUGUGAACGGCAGACUUGGCCACGUACGUUGUCCCAGCACCACGUCGAUGCAGAGCGUGCAGAGCGCGUCCUCGAUCGCCUGGACCUCCGACUCGGACUCCGAGAACGGCAUCGAGAUCGACAGCGGCUUGGAAGGUGAGGAGUGCGUGGACCUGGCGAGCAUCGCCGCCGAAAACUUCAAGCGUCAUCUGCGCGGCCUCCACAGCAGCAUCGCCCGUAUGACGGAGGCAGCGGAGUAUCUGACGUUGCGGUACCAAGCCGACGUCGGCGGGCAGGUCUGAUUCGUCGCCAGUAUCACCGUUACUACCGUCAUCACUAUCGUCGUCGCCUGCGCGUCAUCGAUUGUCAUCGUGUCAGUUGACACCCCGAACAGAUCUCACGUCCUUGCCUCGUAAUCGAUCUCGUCGACACUCGCGGUUUCCUGAGUUCAUCGGAAAUUCAGGAAGUCGCAAGGGACUUGAGUGAAUCGCGAAGGGACUUCUCAUCAUUGAGAUAACUCGGUAUCAAUCCAUUAGUUAUUUUACAACUUGUUGCGAUUGAAGUACGCUGUCCAUGCGCUCAGUUUAUGUAAAUGAUAAAGUUACGUUAAUUUCAGACGCACUACAAGACAAUAAAUUGUCGUUGAACAUGUAGAAUUUCGAACAAAAAAAUAAAAAUAAUACUAUCAGUUCUCAAAGAUUAAGAGAAUUGAGAUGAGAUAUCUCGAGAUUCGCAUUAGUUUUGACAUCAUGAGGACAUUAAUAUUUGAUUCUUUUCUGCUUUUAAUGAUGGUUUUCACAUCGGUAGUCGAAUUCACUUAAACGAAAUGAGAAGAAUCUAAAAUCAUGAACGGAUGUGAUUACUUAAAUAUAACGUAAAUCAUUUCUUUGUGAUUAUUGCGCAUGGAGCAUUAUUAUGUUUCUAGUAAUAGAAUUAAAUGUAUGCAUGUGUGUGUCGACUAUGGAAGAGAGAUAUGAAGAUGAUGAUAAAACAAAAAUCUCGUAUGUAAAGACACAUUUUAGCGUGGAAAUUAUGUAGUUUACAUCACUCUUACCUAAAUCACAUCCUAGAUCGCAUUUUCUCAUAUAAUUUUUUUUUUUUUUGAUGAAGCAUCGCGUUGUUAAAAAUAAUUCUUUACUAUUCACACUUUUUAUUUUUGGAUUUAAAGAGUUAAAAUUGAAAUAAAUUUGUUAUUUUAUUUCAUGCUUGCAGAAAAAGUACAAUUUGGAAAUAAUAGAUUUCCUAUCGAUGCAGAAACUGUCAACAAUACAGAAAUUGCUAAAAUAAUUUACUUAAAAAUAAUUCAUAAAGGUUGGUGUUUUAUUGCUCUGUGAAUAUAUAUAUUUAAAUGCUGUCGUAUAUAACAAGUGUUACUAUCUAAAUAAAAUUAAAUGAUAUAUCGAUAUCUCGAGGAUAUAGACUAUAAAAAUAUUGUUAAACAUUUGGACAUCUUUAAAACCUAUUUGUAAAUUAUAUGAAAAAAAAUCAGAGUUGAAAUAAUUCAUGUAUAUAUACUAUCGUUGGAUGUUAUUUUAUAACAUACGCGAUUUAUUGUAACAUAAGUCAUGACUAGUGGUUUGUAAUUGAAGUACCGAAUUACCUCUGAAUUAUUGUAAAUAUUGCUACAUCGAAAGAAGUGCAUUUUGAACCUAGCGGCUGAGUAAGAUUGUACAAACUAUACGUCUUGAAAUUUGUGUAAAGUAGAAGCCGUUGCAGUUUCGUUUUUGCGAGCGAAUUAUUAUUGAAUUGUAUCCGAUACGACGGCGGCGACCGACGUUAGUGAGUGUGUGCGUGUGUGUUUACAUGUAUAUAUACAUACAUAUGUGUAUGUAUAUAUAUGUAUACAUAUAUCUUAGCGCUUUAUGAUUAUUUAUUUCUACGUAAGUUAAUAAAAAUAUCGUUUAAUUUUCAAGUUACGUGAGUUGUGAAUAUAUUCAUUCGCGAUCGUUUUUAAGUCGUAGAUAAAAAAAGAAUGGCACGUUGAUCGGUGCGCAGAUAUUUCGAAACCGAUAGAAUUUGGGACGCUGUUUAGAAUUCAUAUAAUCUAUGAAUUGCAGUGUACAUAGAGCCGGUGAGAUGCUUUCCCGACGCGUUGAUAUCAUUAGAAACCCGAAUGAUUAUUGAUUUUGCGCAUCGGAUUUGUAUAAUUUAUAGUUAAGGAUUUUUUUAAAUUUGUAAAAUAAGUUAUAGAAAUGGACAAAAGAAAAAACACGUGACGGAAGAAAAUCGUUACUGUUACAACGAUUUUCGAGUAACACAAAUUAUUUCUAAUAAAUGGUAUAAUUCUAAAAGGAGAUAAAUCUUUCUAUAUUUAGAUAUACUGUAUAUUCUACCUUACAUUUGUGUUUCGAGUUUAUUUUGUUUUUCUUUUGUAUAUACUUUUAUGUGUAUGUGUAUAUAAAAAUACGUAAAAUAAAUUAUAGAUACGGUGCCAUAUCUGUUGAGGCAUUUAUGUUUCAACGUAAUUUGCAUUCAUAAGCCGCGCAAAAUUGUGAAAAUCUUAAACGUUUAACGUAAUUAAAAAAAAAAAGGAACAGUAAUGGUAAGACGAUGAUUCGCGAAUUUUUACUGCGUCACUGAUUUGAAAUUUUUCGAAAAGCGUGUAUCUUCGUUUUUUUUGUGGAAUAAAAGGAAAGCGUUUCAGAAAAGCCUUUUAAUAGGUUUUCAAAAUAUUUAAGUUUUUCAUGAUUAUGCAAUUGACUCGCUAUGCGUUAAAUAAAUUAAGAAUUAAGUUAUGUUAAGAGUGAUUUUUAUAUUCAUUCCACAUCGUGUGAGAUAUAUUUUUAUGAUUCUCUUAAGAUAUGGUACUUCAGGGAUUUUCAAAUCGUAGCACAUACAUAUAUUGAUAUAUUUGCUAUUAUUUACAUAUCGAUAAUUUAAGUAAAAAAUCAAAGAAUUAUUAGAAAUAAUUAUUUUAAAAGUUUUGCGCAGCUUAAUAAGCGAGGAGAAUCGUCGCAUUGGGUAUAAAUUGUGCAAAAUAAUUAAACUAAUGAGUAUUUGAAAGUUCCUGAGGUUGUAUAAAUUAUGAUUGCUUAUGGAUCAUAAUUAAUACAUGUGCAACAUAGUAAUGUAAUUAGAAUACAAGUAUCCAUGUUGCGAUAAUGAUUGACUUUUCAUGUGGAAUAGGGAUCGUUACUCAAAAAAUGGCGUUAAUCUAGAUAUUACUGAUAAUGAAUAUUUGAUACUUGAAGUUAUGCAAAGUGUCUAAUUGGAAUAUAAUAUCAGAUUUUUACUAUUAUUGUUAAACGCAAAGUCAGAAAUUUAAUUAUUACUCUCAAGAUUUUGAGAAAUGUGUGAGAAAUUUAAUUAUUACUCUCUCAAGAUUUUGAGAAAUGUGUGUGGGAGAGAAUCGCUUUAUAAAUCAUUUAAUGUUGAUGCAAAACUUAUAUUCUGAGGGAGUUCUUUUUUGUAUAACUAAAUUCAUUGGGAGCGAUGCAAUUGCAAUCUUUGUGUUAUGCAAGAUGUUUUCUAUAAAAUCAAAAUAUUGCCGCAUACAAUAUUUUGUCCUUUCUUCGUUUUGUACUCUACAUGAAAUAAUUAAAAAGUGAUUCAAUUAAAUUUUUGCAAAGUGUUUAAUAAUCAUCCUAAUAUGUUAAGAUAUACGAGUGCAUCUAUUAUUUUGGUAUUUUUUAGCUUCAUAUAAAUUAAUUGUAUUGGAAUUAGAUAGUUGGCAACAAAUUGCCUUGAUUUUAUAAUGCGAUAAAUGCAAUGCUGUUAAAGAAGCUUAAUUUCAGCGAAAUACACGCUGGCUUUAGUAGAUGGUACCAACACUGAGGUGUGCAGAUUAAAUGUGUGCACUUUGUGGAUCUUUGAGAUACUUGUAUGGUAUUUAUAAAAUGUCUACGCUCUUGUAUAAUCUGGGAAUAGUAAUAAAUUAAUUACUUACACGCCCAUUA